This is a messenger RNA of Phasianus colchicus (ring-necked pheasant), 9370 nucleotides long. Lineage: Eukaryota; Metazoa; Chordata; Aves; Galliformes; Phasianidae. The record is from RefSeq and is a predicted model, not a curated record.
AAGGUUAAUUAAGUCCAAAUUCAAUUGUGCUCUAAUCUAAAAUUAAACAUGAACAAAAAACAUGAAGUAGAGGUGGGGAGUUCCCCAAGCCUUUCAUACCUCACUGUGAUUCAGGAAGAAGGAGAGAGACGCCAGUGCCAAAGCAAUCAAAUCUUUUAUCUUAAGAGUUAUUUUCAGCGGGGCUCACUGGGCUUGUUUUCCAUCCUCCCCCCUUUGGAUAGGAAUUGGGAGAAUAUGUUGGAUAUGGUUGUAAUAAAGACUUCAGUACCAGGCGGCUACUGACCUUUCAAGCAGGCUACUGCUUUGAGUCACAGCAGAAGAAAUUAAGGUUUGUCAGUUCAAAUAAGAAGUUGAUUUAUCAUGGAUUGUCAGAAAUCUCUCUACUUCCUACGCUUCAACUUUAAUCACUGUGUGUGGUUGUCAAAUAGUUUUACAGUGGAUGGGAAAGUUUUUAACAUCAACAUUAUGAACAAGCACAGUGGGGCCGUCAGGUGGCUGAGAGGUGAUGCCAUGAUUUUCUCUGUAACCCAGAGAAUGGUACCUGAGAUGGACACAGUGUGAGAGCAAGUACUUCUAAACACCAGAGCAAUGUUGACCUCCAAAGAUAUCCAAGCACUGGCUUGGACAGGUCACUGGUAGCAGAGGUGGAGCCAACAUUCAGCCUCUUCCUGCUGGCCCAAGGAGCGGCCCAAGGAGCCCAACUCCUGGCUCUACAGAGCAGAGAUCAGCACUGCCCCUCCACUCCCAUCACGUAUAGUUGGUUCUUUGGGUUGCUAGGGCACACUGCUGGCUCAUGUUCCUCCCCAAGUGUGUCUAUACAUGGAGGAAAGCGCACACCAAAAAGGAAGGGAGCUCCUGGUAUGUUCUAGUGACAAUGGUGGCCGUGGCAAGUAGGGAGCUGCCUGGUGAGAGCUUCCAGACGGCCCCACAAGGGGUUUCAGGGAAGUUCUCAGCACUUUGUGGAGCCAGUUUCAACAGCUUUAAUUACAUCUGUGGUUUGGAUCCCUUUGGUUGGCCAUUAAAAUUCAUUUCACAAAGAGUUGUAUUGAAAGGAGUGAGGAAUAUUUGUGGCCACUGUGGAUUUCCUCCAGGUCUACAGGAAGAGUAAAUUAGUUACUGAAAAUUUGACAGUUUAUCCCACGUGCUUAACUCUUUCCAGUCUGGAAGCUGCUUUUUCAUAGAUAAGUGACUUUAAAAGGAAACAAUAUAACAUGUCUGACUCUUCUUUUUCCCCUUCUCUUUACGGUAGGGCUGUAAUUGCAAAAACAGCAAGGAAUGAUUUGUUUGAACAGGAAGUGUGGGAACUUCCUUUAUAAAUACUGUCUUUCCCUUCAUGUGGAACCAAACGUGUUUUCCUCAGUUUGUCGAAAAAAGUGCUUGGACUCAACAUGCAACACUUCUUCCUGUAGUUUGUGCUCUUUCUUCUAAGCCUGAAAGAAAGAAGUUCUGUAGAAAAGGAGCAGAUUAUUAGCCUGGAAAUGACUGCAAUUGGUGAGUUGAGCCGUCACAUCAGCUGGCUGCUUGCUGCUCGCAUUCCCUGUGUGCUGGCAGCUGACCUGCACUGGCACUCUGCAAGCCCGUUUGUUCUUCGGAGUCAUUGGUUGUGCACAGGAGCGUUGGGAAAGUUAAGGUCCUGCAGGGGGAGGUUAUGGGGGGGGGAAGGAGGGGGGCUGAAAUCAGUGUUUGCAGUCUGUGCUUAUGGAGCCUGCUGUGACUUGCUCCAUGAGAUAUGGCAGUAUCAGUCUGAGCUCAGCUCAUAUCUCAGUUUGGAAUGGGUCCUUUUAGAAAAAAAAUAAGAAUGUAUCUUUCAUAGUGAAGUCGAAACAACAAGCUUACCCUCUUCCUGCAGUCCAGAAAUCCUUUUGAGCUAUUUGCAGAGGAGCAAGCUGCAGCUCUGCAGGCUGGAUGUCCCAGGGGGGUCUUGGAUCUGCCCUGGCACAGCACCUUGGAGACAGGAGCUGGGAAGGCUUCUUCAAAGCCAGUAAGAAGAUUAAACACUGUCCUGGAAAAUAACCUGACUGUAGUGAAGAAGACAUAGUAGAAAAGUGAAUGUAUUACGUAGAGAUGGCUUUAUGGAUCUGGACACUAAGCAUUGUGAGCUGCUUUUGCAUCACCUUUUCCAGAAGUGAGGAACUGGAAUUUUUUCAGAGUGCCACAGAGCUCAAUCAUCUAACAGUAGAUAAUGACACUGGCAUAAUCUAUUUGGGAGUGGUAAAUGCUCUGUAUCAGCUUACAGAAAAACUGGUGGUACGGAUACAUGUGGAAACGGGGCCAAGAAAGGACAACAAAAAAUGCACACCUCCCAUUGAAGAAAAUCAAUGUAAAGAGGCAGUACUGACUGACAAUUACAACAAAUUAUUGUUGCUGAACAAAGAAAAUAAAACAAUUGUGGUGUGCGGAAGCCUUUUUAAAGGGAUUUGUGCCACCAGAGAUCUAGAAAACAUUACCAAAGUUACGCAUUAUGUGGAAACCAGUGGAGAGAAGUCCUUUGUAGCAAGCAACGAUGAGAAUGUAUCAACAGUGGGGCUGAUCACUUCCUUGGACAAUGAUCAGGUGCUGUUUGUUGGGAAAGGGAACGGACCAAAUGAUAAUGGGAUAAUAAUCAGCACUCGGCAGCUCCACGAGAAGGAUGGGAAAGACAUUUUUGAAAUGUAUUCGGACUCGGCAGCUGUUAAGUCAGCAUAUCAUUCUUCAAGCACACAGCAAUUUGUGACAGUCUUUGAGGAUAAAAAUUACGUUUAUUUCAUUUUUAACCAGCAAGAGAAGCAGCCUGUCAACAACCGCACACUAAUUGCACGUCUUUGCAAAGAUGAUGCCCAUUAUUACUCCUACUUUGAAAUGGACUUGGGUUGCAAAGAUGAGGAUGGUUCCUAUGAUCACUGUCAUUCUGCUUACGUCACCACCCCAGGAAAAAAGCUGCCCGAGAGCAUGGCUCAACAAAGACAAACUACAGAUUCUGGCUCGGCUGACAAAGUGCUCGUUGCACUCUUCAGCAAAGUAAACAAAGACAAUGGCUCCCUAAAAUCUGCCAUGUGUGUGUUUUCGUUGAGGCACAUCAAUGAAAAAAUGGAGAAAAACCGUGAUGACUGCUACACAAAUAAGAAUACUAGCAUGUUUUACAAACUCUUUGCAGUAGAAAACCCAUGUGGACCACAUGGACAGAAUGCAAGCAAAAAUUUCCCCUGUGGCUCUGAACACUUACCAUACCUCUUGGGAAGUAAAAAUGGUGUUAUAGAGAAACCAGUAUUACAAAAAGAAGGGAUGAAUCUCACGGCUGUUACUGUGACUGUGGAAAAUGGGCACACCGUGGCCUUUGUGGGGACUUCAGAUGGAAAAAUUCUUAAGGUGUUCCUGUCAUCCAAUGUAACUGAGUACAGUUCUCUGACUAUUGAAUUAAAUAAGCCCAUAAAGAAUGAUCUGGUCCUUGACAAAACCCAAGAAUAUCUAUAUGUGAUGACCACAGACAAGGUGCAUCGCCUUCCCGUACAGCAGUGCCACAAGUACUCGGACUGUGAGAAGUGCAUGCAGGCCCAGGACCCGUACUGCGGCUGGUGUGUGCGGAAGGGCAACUGUACAAAGAAGGCAGACUGUGAAAUGGCCAAUAAGGAGAACGAGUGGCUCUGGAGUCCAAAUGGUACAUGUAUGACUAUCAUCAGUGCAGACCCUCAAAACAUGAGUCGUAGAGCCCCUGCUAAGGUGAAACUGACAGUAAGUCCAUUGCCAACUUUGAGCACUAGUGACAAACUUUGGUGUACCUUUGGUGAAACAAGCCAUCGUGCUCAAUUAAAUGAAGGAGUUAUUAUCUGUGACCCACCUGAUAUGAUUCCUCCAACACCAAAAGGUCAAGAUCACGUUUCAGUUCCAUUACAGUUAACCUUUGGAGAGAACAAGACAUUUUUUGCAUCACAUACUUACCCUUUUUAUGACUGUGAAGAAGCAAUGAAUCUUUAUGAAAACCAGCCAUGCUAUUCUUGUGCAAGCAAUAGAUGGAAUUGCCAGUGGGACUGGAAGAAACAUAUCUGUGAAGAGUCUUCUUCAGCACAGGAUGUGAUCAAACAGAAUAUGGAAGAAGAAUGCCCACAGUUUCUAAACCCUAACCCCUCAAUAAUACCUAUGGAGUACCGAACAACAGUGCAUUUUGAGGGAAGACAUCUAGCUUAUUAUCAGGAUGAAAAAUUUGUGGUUGGAAACAGCCAAUUUGAAUUUGAAGCUCCUGUUGAGGCAGCAGAGGAAGGAAGAUUUUCAUUCAUGAGUAAAGAGUUCUCCUAUAGUGCAAAUGAAACCUUAAAACUUAAAUUAUCCAUAAGAACAGACAAGGUUAAGAUUGACAGCAAACUGAUGGUCACCCUGUACAAUUGCUCCUAUGGACGCAGUGACUGCAGUUUGUGUCUUGCCGCCCAUGAAGACUACAAGUGUGUCUGGUGUGAAGAGGAUGGCAAGCCAAGCAAGUGUGUGUAUGAGAAGCUGUGUCGUGCUCCUCCCACCAACACGUGUCCUUAUCCAGAAAUUACUCGCAUUGAGCCAAAGACUGGACCACUGGAUGGUGGAAUUCUUUUGACCAUAAUGGGAUCUAAUUUGGGAAUAAAAGCAGAAGAUGUAAAAAAUAUAACGGUGGCAGACAAGGAAUGUAUUUUCAAGGAGGAAUUCUACUCUGUUUCCACAAGGAUUGUGUGUCAAGUUGGAGAAAUGAAGGUACCUAAACAAGGUCAAAUUGAAGUUAACAUCAAUGGAAAAUUAGGUCAAUCACCAAGUGAUGUGCAGUUUACAUACCAGGACCCUCAACCUACAGGAAUAAGACCUCAAAGUGGUCCACAAGCAGGUGGAACCACCCUUACCAUCACUGGUAUGAACCUGGCAACUGGUUCCAAGAAGGAUGUUCGUGUUUUUCUCGGUAGCCAGCCUUGCAAUGUCACUGAAUUUGGAGAUGAGAUUGUUUGCGUUACAGGACGUAAUAGCAAGGUUGAAGCUGUUGGAGUCACAAUGCGCUAUGGGGAAACAAAAAUUGAUGUACCAGUGCAAUUUUCAUACAGUGAGAAUCCUACUGUCACCAAGUUCAAGCCUGUAAAUAGCUUCAGCAGUGGAGGGAGAAAUAUUACAGUAACUGGAACUGGGUUUGAACUGAUCCAGAGUUUCUCACUGAUGGUACAUGCAGAGCGUCCAGAAGUAGGCAAACUGAGCUCCAAAACGUUUGUUGGAAACUGGGUUAUGAGACUUAAUGAAACCACAGUGGUUUUUUCUUCAUUACCAAUAUUGGAAGAUCCAGAAAACUAUAACAUUACCACCAUUAUUCAGAUGGAUCAUUAUCAGUUGGUUGUAAAAAAUGAGAGCCAUUCAUUUACAUAUGUUGCAGACCCGACCUUUGAAAAUUUCACAGAUGGCAUCAAAAAGCAAGUCAACAAACUUAUAAAUGCAAAGGGCAGUAACCUGAACAAAGCCAUGACCAUAGAUGAGGCCCAGGCUUUUGUAGGUGAUGAGCCUUGCAACAUAAAAACACUGACCGAAACAGACUUAUAUUGUGAGCCGCCUGAAGUACAGCCACAGCCAAAGAAAAGGCAGAAGAGGGAUAUGAUCAAUAACCUUCCAGAAUUCAUUGUGAAAUUUGGACUCCGUGAAUGGGUCCUCGGAAGGGUGGAAUAUGAUACACGUGUGAGUGACAUCCCACUGAAUCUUAUUUUGCCACUGGUACUUAUUCCUAUGAUAGCAAUCAUCAUCAUUUCUAUCAUCUGCUACAGACGGAAGAGCCAGCAAGCAGAACGAGAGUAUGAAAAAAUUAAAUCUCAACUUGAAGGCCUGGAGGAGAGUGUCAGAGACCGGUGCAAGAAGGAAUUCACAGAUCUAAUGAUAGAAAUGGAGGAUCAGACAAAUGAUGUAAAUGAAGCUGGAAUCCCAGUUCUGGACUACAAAACGUACACAGACAGAGUCUUCUUCUUGCCCUCCAAAGAUGGGGAGAAGGAUGUGAUGAUUACAGGAAAGCUGGAUAUUCCAGAGGCUCGACGGCAGACUGUGGAGCAGGCUCUGAAUCAGUUCUCCAACCUCCUCAAUAGCAAAUCAUUUCUCAUUAAUUUUAUUCACACGCUGGAAAACCAAAGGGAGUUCUCUGCUCGAGCUAAAGUGUAUUUUGCAUCUUUACUGACGGUCGCUUUACAUGGAAAACUAGAAUACUACACUGACAUCAUGAGGACGCUGUUCUUAGAACUGAUGGAGCAGUACGUGGUGGCCAAAAACCCAAAGCUGAUGCUAAGAAGAUCUGAAACAGUUGUUGAGAGAAUGUUGUCUAACUGGAUGUCUAUUUGUUUAUAUCAGUACCUCAAGGACAAUGCUGGGGAGCCUCUUUACAAAUUGUUCAAAGCCAUCAAACACCAGGUAGAAAAAGGUCCAGUGGAUGCUGUACUGAAGAAAGCCAAGUAUACACUGAAUGACACAGGCUUACUAGGAGAUGAUGUAGAGUAUACACAAUUGACAGUAAAUGUGUAUGUACAAGAUGGAGGAACUGAUUCUACACCUGUUAAAGUGCUGAACUGUGAUACCAUAUCACAAGUAAAGGAAAAGAUAAUAGACCAAGUCUAUCGAAAUCUGCCAUGUUCUCAGUGGCCAAAAGCUGAGAGUGUAGCUCUUGAGUGGCGUCCAGGUUCUACUGCACAGAUCCUCUCAGACUUGGAUUUAACAUCCCAAAGAGAUGGCAGAUGGAAACGUAUCAACACACUGAUGCAUUAUAAUGUCCGAGAUGGUGCCACACUCAUCUUAUCGAAAAUGGGAAUUUCCCAGCAGCCAGAGGAUAGUCAGCAAGAUGUCCCAGGGGAAAGGCAUGCGCUUCUAGAGGAUGAAAAUAAAGUCUGGCACCUCGUCCGGCCAGUAGAUGAAAUUGAUGAAAGCAAAUCGAAGAGAGGCAGCGUGAAAGAAAAAGAGAGAACCAAAGCUAUUACAGAAAUCUACCUGACAAGACUUCUCUCUGUGAAGGGAACACUUCAGCAGUUUGUAGAUGACUUCUUUCAUAGUGUGCUCAACUCAAACCAUGUAGUGCCACCAGCUGUGAAAUACUUCUUUGACUUUCUUGAUGAGCAAGCAGAAAAACAUGACAUCAAGGAUGAAGAUACCAUUCACAUCUGGAAAACAAACAGCUUGCCUCUUAGAUUCUGGGUAAACAUACUGAAAAAUCCCCACUUCAUCUUUGAUGUUCACGUUCAUGAAGUAGUGGAUGCUUCCUUGUCAGUCAUUGCACAGACUUUCAUGGAUGCUUGCACAAGAACAGAGCACAAAUUAAGCAGAGAUUCUCCAAGUAAUAAAUUACUUUAUGCGAAAGAGAUCUCUAAUUAUAAGAAAAUGGUGGAAGAUUACUACAAAGGUAUUCGUCAGAUGGUACCAGUUAGUGACCAAGAUAUGAAUACCCAUCUAGCAGAAAUCUCUAGGGCACAUACUGAUUCCUUAAAUACGCUUGUGGCUCUACACCAACUCUACCAGUACACUAACAAAUACUAUGAUGAGAUUAUAAAUGCACUUGAAGAGGAUCCAGCUGCACAAAAAAUGCAGCUCGCCUUCCGUUUACAGCAAAUAGCAGCUGCAUUAGAGAAUAAAGUGACUGACCUUUGACUCGAAAGCCGCAAUAAAGAAAUCUGAUCUGAAGAUGUUCAAAUUCAUUCUUCCUGUUAAGGAAAUAGUGUUCUAUUUUUUAAUGUGUAAUUACAACUUUAAAUGAAAGAUUUCAUGUUUUUUUGAUAGCAGAGGUGUAAUGUAAAAAAUUUUUACUGUAAAUUAUGCUUCUAAUUAAAAGCUGUGUUGUGUGUAAAUGAAUCUUCUGUGGGAAGGAGAGUCCUUUGGCUGGGGGCAGGGUGGGGGGUGGAGGAAGGCGAGUCUGUAGUUCAGUUAAUUGCAUAGAAUCUAAGACAUCAGCAUUUAGAAUUCAUUAUGCAAGUAAACUCAAUAUUAUAGCAUCCUUUAUAUUUUAAGCAAUAUUUGUACUAGGAAAGUAACAACAUAUUCAGAGAACCAUGCAAUAUCCCCUUUUAUUUUGAUAACUGGAAAUUGACUUCCACAUAGCUCCAAAACUUCGUCUGUGCCCAUAAUGAACGUAGUAAACAACGUGUCCAAUUUCUCUGUGAGAUCUGCCAAUGGGUUUUGCUGUCACACACAGUUCUUAGGUUAAUUAUUUAUGCCCACAGUAAAGCACAGUACUGCGCCCAGCACGGUUGGCUGCAAUGGAGGUGACAGUGAUGCCGUGGCUGUGAGGAGGGUUCUUCUGAUAGAGGAUCUCUUUUGGUUCAGAAAUCACCGCAAAGGAGAAUUAGUCCUUAAAUCUUCACAACCCUUUGUUAUCAAUGUGAGUUUAAUGAUAUAUGCUAAUGUGCCUUACUUGUACUAAUUCUGUGAAUCUGAUGAAUGGUUUUGUAAAAAAGAAGCAGAUCAGAAAAAGAAAUAUUUAUGUGCUAUUGAAUGACUUUUUGUGUGAAAACCAUGACCAGCAGAAUGCUUGUAAUUAGCUGCUUGCCGAGAGUGUGUUGUUUAACAUGAUCUGAUUAUGUAUAAUAUCUUAUUUUAGAAUGGUUCUGAUGAUUUUUUUAUUUGGAACUGUCCUAGAAUUACCAUCACUUGUUUUUAUUGUAUUUGUGAUGUAAAAUACUAGUACGAUAUUGGAAAACCUGUAUGCCCACGUGUUGAAAACCACUCAGUUUUGAGCCUUGGAAUUCUGCGUCUGAUCAAAAACACCAUCAACCCAUAGCAAAGACAGUUAAAAUCACUAGUGGGAAGUGUGCGCUUACAACGUAUGUAAGCUACGUACAAAUCCAAAAGCUCGGUACGCCUUCUUCAAUUGCUGUAUUGCACAUCAGAGAUCUUCGUUCCCUUUUGUCUCGCCAGCGUUGGCAGUGAAGUAGCAUUUUAGGGAAGCGCUGCCAUCAAUGUGAGUUCACUCCCUGCCCUGCCCAGCGCCCACCACCAGCCUCGGCCGCUGACCCCGGCUGCUGCAUGGCCAUAAGGUCGGCUCUACUGUUGGCUGAUUUGUUUUUUUUCUUUUCGGAAAGCUUCCUGGUAUUUGUCAGUGAAUCUUCCCACCAGCUACAGAAAUGGGAAGCCUCACCAAUGCCAGUCUGGCGGGCUGAGAGGGCUUUUGUUUUUUGGUUUUUUUUUUGUACUCGACUUGUUGCAUUUGCGUAUUACUGUUCCUGACCUUGCCUGGGCUGUAAGUUAUUGUACACUGUGUAGGACUGAGGUACAUGACUGCUACAUAAAGCUGCUUUGCCAGCUACUUCUUCAUCAACAAAAGCAUCUUAAUUUCAUGGCUAAUCUGUUUCUUUGUCAUUAUUUGUAAAUCCUGUUAAUUGUAAAUCAAAUACAAUGUUGGUUUUUUUUCCACUAAGUGUCACGGGAUCAUUACUGA